UAUUUGCGCUGGUAAAUAAAAGAUGAUGCACGCUUAAAAAACAGACAGUCAUUUAUUUUCUUAUUUUUCUUAUUUUAAAAUACAAAGUUCUUGUCCUUUACAAAGGAGUUCGGAAUACUCUAAGGAGUUCGUAACAACUUGAGAAUAGGUUUUGGUGGAUAUCUUUGGAUUCAGUGACUUCCUUUGCCUUUUCCUCGAGAUAUGCUUUCAUAUAACCCCUUAUAGCCUCGGCUAGGACAUUAGCUUUGCACUUGUUGAAGUGUUUAACUGCUUCUUGGUCCUUCAAAAUUAUGUCUACGAAAUUUAUUCCAUCCAUUAUAACCAUAAGGGGGUCCUCAGCAGAGUAUUCUCUUGUAAGUUCUGUCUUGCUCUGUUCUACUCCUAGUCUGAUUUUUUCGAGGCUAGCAGUCGCCCUGGACUUCCUCAUGAUUGGUUUUUUGGGUGUCGAUUUGCAAGGGUGGGAGUUGUCCCGCUUACUGUCUUGGGACUUGUUUGGAGGUGUGAUGUUUAGGUAUUUGCUGAAUAUCUCAGUCUAAAUCAUAUGGAGAUUAUUCCACCUGAAAAACAUAAAAGCUCCAAAGGUUUUUAUUUACCACAUUUUGCUGUGGUGCGCAACGAUAGAAGUACAACAAAAGUACGUAUUGUCUUUGACGCAUCGUGCCCAGGAUCCAACGGUGUUUCUUUAAAUCAAGACUUAUUGGUUGGUCCCACAUUACAGGAUGACUUGAGACAUAUUUUAAUGAGAUGGCGGGCACAUCCUGUAUGUAUUUCUUCUGAUAUUGUGAAGAUGUAUCGUCAAGUUCGUGUAUCUUCAGAAGAUGUUGAUUUUCAGCGUAUUCUUUGGCGUGAAAAUUCUGCUUCUGAGGUACAACAUUAUCGACUUUUGACAGUUACAUUUGGUACAUCGUCAGCUCCAUAUUUAGCAAUUCGCUCAUUACGUCAAGUAGCUUAUGACGAGGGUGUUCAUUUCCCAAUAGCUGCAAAAAAAGUGUUGUCAGACUUUUAUGUUGAUGAUUUGAUGUCAGGAUGUGAAAAUUUUAUAGAAGGUCAACAGCUAUAUACUGAAAUGAAACAAUUGCUUAGAAAAGGAGGGUUUGAAUUACAAAAGUGGACAAGCAAUGAUAAAAAUCUAAUGAAGUGGAUAGAAAACGAAGAAAAACUUGGAGAUAAAAGUAUGAAAGAGCAAAUAAAAGAUAAUAGAAACAGUGAAGACAAUGAUAAUAAAAUUGCAGAGGAAGAGUCUAAGACAGAGACACCAAAGUUUGUUGAUAAAUCUGAUUCGAUUACUAAAAUAUUGGGUCUUACGUGGGACAAAUGUAACGAUACAUUUAAAUAUUUAGUGCAGUUGCCGACAAUUGAAGAGCCAAUCACGAAACGGAAAGUGAUCUCAGAUAUAUCACGUCUCUAUGAUCCAUUAGGUUGGCUUGCUCCAAUUGUAAUAAAAGCUAAGAUUUUUAUUCAAAAACUAUGGACAUCAGGUUUGAAAUGGGAUGAAAAACUUACGCCUCAAUUACUAACCGAAUGGGUCGCAUAUAGAAACGAGCUUUUAUUAAUAAAAAGUUUCGAGAUACCCCGAUGGAUGAACACUCGAAAGGAUGAUACUUCUGUUCAGCUUCAUGGAUUUUGCGAUGCAUCGAGUGAAGCAUAUGCCGCAGUUGUCUAUAUCCGUGUUAUUGAUAAAUGUAGUAAUAUUAAUGUAAACCUUGUUACUUCUAAAACAAAAGUAGCUCCUAUCAAACAACUGUCAAUACCCCGAUUAGAACUUUGUGGGGCAACACUACUUUCUAAAUUAUUAAUAGAGGUAGCUGAUACUUUAGGUAUUCCAAAGCAACACAUUCAUGCGUGGAGUGAUUCUUCAGUUGUACUUGCAUGGCUUAGUAGCCAUCCAAGCCGGUGGAAAGUAUUCGUCGCUAACCGUGUAGCAGAGAUUUUAGGAAGUUUAGACAGAUCUCAAUGGUCUCAUGUCCAAUCAAAAUAUAAUCCUGCGGAUAUUGCAUCGCGUGGAAUUAUGCCGUCUGACAUUUCAAAAAUGAGACUGUGGAAGCAAGGACCAGAUUUUUUGAGAAAGGUAGUCAUAAAUUACAAUGGAGAUGAUAUAACAUAUGAUACAAAUACAGAAGAAAAAGGUAUUAAAAUAUGUCAAGUAUUAACAAGUAUAGAUGAUGAUGUUAUUAUAUGGGAAAGAUUCUCAUCAUUAAGGAGACUUCUAAGAGUUAUAUCGUGGUGCAGGCGAUUUAUUUUGAAAAGCAUUAAUAAAACCAAUGAAGGUCCUCAAUGGCUAACUAAUGUAGAAUUACAACAAACAUUACAUAUAUACGUAAAGCAAUGCCAAGUUCGAAGUUUUUAUGAAGAUAUUGAAAGUAUAACUAAAGGAGGAACAGUUAAAACAAAAAGCAAACUUAAACCGUUAAAUCCUUACCUUGACGAUGAUGGACUUUUACGUGUUGGUGGGCGGUUGGAUAGAACAGCUACUUUCUUGAACGUAAAUAAAAGACAUCCAAUCAUUCUUCCGGCUAAAGCUCAUUUAACAAACUUAAUUAUAAAGGAUACGCACGAACGAACUAUUCACGGGGGUAUUCAAAUUAUGAUCAAUCAUCUUAGAACAAAAUACUGGGUUAUUGACGCUAAAAACCAAGUAAAGCAUUAUAUUCGCAAUUGUGUUAUUUGUAUUCGAUAUGCAAGUCAACGUAGAGAGCAACUGAUGGGACAAUUGCCAACAGCCAGAGUUACACCAAUGAGACCUUUCAAAAGAAGUGGCGUCGACUAUGCUGGUCCUAUUGCUAUAAGAACGUCCAAAGGGCGUGGUCAUCAUGCAUAUAAAGGGUAUAUUUGUUUAUUCAUCUGCAUGGUGACUAGAGCAAUCCAUCUAGAAGUAGUAAGUGACCUUACUGCUCAAGGAUUCAUUGCUGCCUUUAAAAGAUUCGUAGCUAGAAGAGGACAUUGCGCAGAGCUUUUUAGUGAUAAUGGUACAAAUUUUGUGGGUGCAGAACGUGAAUUGAAGUCCUUAUUAUUUGCAGAAAAGUCUAGAUUACUGCCAGAAAUAGCGGAUUGGUUAUCUACAAAUGGUACUGAAUGGCAUUUUAUCCCACCGCAUUCCCCCAACUUUGGAGGACUAUGGGAGGCUGGCGUAAAAUCCACUAAAUAUCACCUUAGACGGAUAAUCGGAACUUCUACACUUACUUUUGAAGAAAUGAGCACUCUCUUAUCUCAAAUUGAGGCUUGUCUUAAUUCGCGUCCAUUAUCAAGCUUAAGCUCAUCGGCUGAUGAUCCCGAGCCUUUAACACCAGGUCACUUCUUGAUUGGGGAGCCAUUAGUACUUGUACCAGAUGCAAACUAUGAAACGUCAAACAUGAGUAGCUUGAAACGAUGGCAGUUUAUGCAACGCAUGGUACAAGAUUUUUGGCGAAGGUGGUCUCAGGAGUAUCUUACACAAUUUUUACAUCGGUACAAAUGGAGUUAUCAAACGCCAGAACCAAAUAUUGGUGAUAUAGUACUAGUAAAGGAAGAUGAUCUUCCCCCUGCGAGAUGGUUGUAUGGAGUUAUAACUCAAAAGCACCCUGGGUUGGAUAAGAUUACGCGUGUUGUUACUUUAAAAUGUAAAGGGAAUAUAAUUAAAAGACCCGUCUCAAAGUUGUGUAUUUUACCUAUAGCUAAAUAGAAAUUUGUGGUAUUUUUUUUAUCAUUUACACUGAUACACAUGCACUUCUAUUAACCUUUUCUUAUGAAUUAGUAGGUUAGUUUCUUUUUGUUAUUUUUACUUUCGUUACAUUUAUGAAGAUUUGAUUUUUGUUAAGUAAAACAUUAAGUUUAAAGAUAGCAUAGUGAAUGUUUUUAACAUCUCAUUCAUUGUUUUAUGGACAUAAUGUCCAUGGUGGGCGGAAUGUCCAAGCAGAAAGUUUUGUUGUAAGUUUAUGGACUCUUUUGAUUUUUGGCAUUGUUCGGUUGCUAUGGUUUUUUAUCUUUGUUAUUAGUUGGUAAGAUGGAGGAAUAAAUUUUUCUUUUUUAGUUCGCCUAGGA
Messenger RNA from Amyelois transitella, 4017 nucleotides. RefSeq lists its product as uncharacterized. Gene Ontology annotation, biological process: DNA integration. Lineage: Eukaryota; Metazoa; Arthropoda; Insecta; Lepidoptera; Pyralidae. Gene Ontology annotation, molecular function: nucleic acid binding. The record is from RefSeq and is a predicted model, not a curated record. The coding region runs from base 542 to 3658 and encodes 1038 amino acids. The transcript has a single exon.